GCGUGUGUGUGUUGGGGAGGGGUGGUAUAAAGGGCUGUCCUGCCAGCCUUCAUUUCUCACAGCAAACACAGACAGCCACCUGGAGUGGAAACAACUGCCCUUACCUUCUGUGUUUGAUGGCAGUCAGUGGAUAGAAAGGAGAUGUUGGACACUCUGUACCAGUGGUUCUGGUGGGACAAACUGUGGCUGCCAGCUGAGCUGUCCUGGGCCGACUUGGAAGACAAGGAGGGUCGGGUCUAUGCCAAAGCCUCCCAUCUCUAUGUCACAGUCCCCUACGCCUUCAGCUUUUUACUGGUCAGAUACCUGUUUGAAAGGUGGAUAGCAACACCACUCGCAGUCUCUGCAGGAAUCAGACAUCGAGUCCAUCUGAAAGUAGAACACAACCCCAUCCUGGAGAACUACUACAGCACUCAUAGUAGAAAUCCACUUCAGGCUGAUAUUAAUGGGCUGUCUAAGAAAAGCAGUUUGCCUGUCAGGCAAAUUGAACGCUGGUUCAGAAGAAGACGGAGGCAGGACCAUCCUGGAGUCCUAAAGAAAUUCAGAGAGGCCAGUUGGAGGUUUGUCUUUUACCUGUCAGCAUUUAUAGGAGGAAUCGCAGCACUUUAUGAUAAAGAGUGGCUGUAUGACUCUAGACAAGUAUGGACAGGUUAUCCAAAGCAGUCCAUGCUGGAUUCUCAGUACUGGUAUUACAUCCUGGAGAUGAGCUUUUAUGGCUGUCUUCUCUGCAGCGUUGCUUUUGAUGUCAAGAGAAAGGACUUCAAGGAGCAGAUCAUCCAUCAUUUGGCCACUCUGGUCCUUCUGUCAUUUUCCUGGUGUGCAAAUUUCAUCCGAGUAGGAACCCUGGUCAUGCUGGUCCAUGAUGCUUCUGAUAUUUUACUGGAGUCUGCCAAAUUAUUCAACUAUGCAAAAUGGGAGAAAACCAGCCAUGGUCUUUUUGUUGCGUUUGCCAUUGUGUUUAUGGUAACACGACUGAUCAUCUUUCCGUUUUGGUUGAUCCACUGUACCUGGGUCUACCCGGUUCAUCACUACCCAGCCUUUUUUGGCUACUACUUCUUCAAUGUGAUGCUUGUGGUUCUUCUCUUCCUCCACAUAUUUUGGGCCUACCUCAUCUUCCGCAUGAUCAGGAAGUUUCUGUUUGGCACACUAACAAGAGAUGAGAGAAGUGACAAUGAGGAGGAGGAAGAACAAGAGAGCAGCCUAACAGAGGAUGGAGAUGUUCAACAACACAAGCCCUUCAAUGGACUGUCAAGAGAUGCAGCCAGUGAGAAGAACGGAUGCUUCGGUUUGUCUCCGCCAGAGAAGACCUGCUUAUCAAGACUAUGUCAUGAGCUGGCUCAGUGUAACCAGUAAACAUGGAGAUGUGACAAAAAGAGUAGAGCUGAUGGAAAAACAAAUCACAAUUGAUUGUAUGUUUGUUAUUUUUACAGAUACUGAAGUAAAAUAAAAAACCCUUACUUCUCAAGUGGUAUAAUGAGCAAUGUGGGAAACAGAGACUUUUUCCCCUUGUGUUCUGUUUGUUUUUAUUUGGGUUAAGUUUCAUAACUCAUGAAUACAUAACCAGCUGACCUGCAAUAUAACUGGAACAUUUCCAUGAGUUUUGUGAUGCUGAUACUAAUGUGGAGCAGGUCAGUUUGCCUGUUUAUGUCCCAUCCUAAUUCUGUUUAGUACACAUGUGCUUCAUCAUUGUGCAUCAGUUUGUUUUUCUAGGUGUCAAAUAUGUUCAAGAAUUUAACACUAUGCUCUCAUGAAGACUUUAUAUCUCAUUUCUACUGACUGUGGUUCUGAACCCUGGUUAAGUCAGUGGAUUCUGGAUUGUCAGCACAUAAAAUUAGAUAUGAAACCACCAAAACUGCAAAUGUACAAAAUGGCAAAGAGCAAAAUACCCAGGAUGUAUAGAAAGACUGCAUUCAGUAGAAAUGGUCACAUUUUACAAUAACUGUUUAAAAAUGAAAUAAUUACAUUUUAAAACCUACAAUCAAAA
Messenger RNA from Xiphophorus couchianus (Monterrey platyfish), 1981 nucleotides. RefSeq names its product ceramide synthase 3a (gene cers3a). Gene Ontology annotation, cellular component: membrane. NCBI's taxonomy places the organism in Eukaryota, Metazoa, Chordata, Actinopteri, Cyprinodontiformes, Poeciliidae. The coding region runs from base 142 to 1350 and encodes 402 amino acids. Gene Ontology annotation, biological process: ceramide biosynthetic process. The transcript has 11 exons. The record is from RefSeq and is a predicted model, not a curated record. Gene Ontology annotation, molecular function: DNA binding; sphingosine N-acyltransferase activity.